This is a messenger RNA of Gongylonema pulchrum, 552 nucleotides long. NCBI's taxonomy places the organism in Eukaryota, Metazoa, Nematoda, Chromadorea, Rhabditida, Gongylonematidae. The record is from the annotation of a GenBank genome assembly.
AUGGCUACUACUGCUACGCGCAGUAUUGUGGGCGCGCUAUUUUCGCGGAUUUUAUCAGCCGUGGAGCGACGGCCGACACUCUGUGGUGGUGCGCGACUGUUGAGCACUUCGGCGGUGCAUUGCAAAAGCAUCAAAGAGGUUUCUCGCGUCGGUAUUGAUAAGAAGGAAAUGGAGCAUCCGCAGGCCGAAGGGACGGUUGGUGGCGCAAGCUGGGUUCCGGUGAAUUUGUCACAUUUUGAGAAGCGUUUACCGACCGUGGAGAUAUUCAAGCAACAGUUUGAUGGGAUACCGUUCGAGGAGCUUCCAAUUGUUCAUAUCAAAGCAUCGCGGAACAAUACGCUAAUUACUGUCACAGAUCAUAGGUAUAAAAUAAUCACCUACACAUCAUGUCGUUUGGAAGGAUUCAAAAAUGCGCGAAAAAAGACGAAUAUUGCUGGCCAAACAACCGGUGUUGCUGCAGGACAGCGGCUUAUCCGACGCGGAAUUCGAACAGUUCGAGUUGUGGUAUGCUUCCACUUCAUUCGUUUUUGUAAUAACUAUUGUCUCUUAUAA